Nanorana parkeri is the source of this 231-nucleotide messenger RNA. RefSeq names its product small vasohibin binding protein (gene SVBP). Bases 29 to 229 code for a protein of 66 amino acids. Lineage: Eukaryota; Metazoa; Chordata; Amphibia; Anura; Dicroglossidae. The record is from RefSeq and is a predicted model, not a curated record. The transcript is spliced from 2 exons. Gene Ontology annotation, biological process: protein secretion; negative regulation of protein ubiquitination. Gene Ontology annotation, cellular component: apical part of cell.
UGGCGGAAAGCUACACGCGUUGGUUGCCAUGGAUCCCGCAGGCCGCAAAGAUAAAUCCAAAUCCAAAGAGUCCCUGAGCCGGCUGGAGAAAGCCAAACAGAAGAGCGCCCAGCAGGAGCUGAAACAGCGCCAAAGAGCUGAGAUCUACGCCCUGAACAAGGUGAUGACGGAGUUGGAGCAGCAGCAGUUUGAAGCAUUCUGUAAACAGAUGCAGGCGUCCGGGAAAUAGCG